Hipposideros armiger (great roundleaf bat) is the source of this 2963-nucleotide messenger RNA. RefSeq names its product gamma-aminobutyric acid type A receptor subunit alpha2 (gene GABRA2). The transcript has 7 exons. Gene Ontology annotation, cellular component: membrane. The record is from RefSeq and is a predicted model, not a curated record. Lineage: Eukaryota; Metazoa; Chordata; Mammalia; Chiroptera; Hipposideridae. Gene Ontology annotation, biological process: monoatomic ion transmembrane transport. Gene Ontology annotation, molecular function: extracellular ligand-gated monoatomic ion channel activity; GABA-A receptor activity. The coding region runs from base 672 to 1664 and encodes 330 amino acids.
CGCACCCACACCCACCAGCAGUCCCCCCGAGAACCUUGGGCCUCCGCGUAGCCCCGGCGGCCGGCUGCGGGGAGCGGUCCCAGGCACCGCGUGGGCUCCGCUCCACCGGCGCGGCGUGGACGCCCCGAGCUGCGCUCCGGGCGCACCGGGGCGCCCUCCGCCGCCCAGGGCUGCGCGGCUGCAGGUGCCGGGCGGGCGGUUUCCCCGGAUCCGGAUCUGGAUCCGGGAGGGGGUGGGGGGUCCCUGCGAGCCCUGGAACCUCGUUAGCCCUCCUCCCGGGCCUGGCUCCUCCUCCUCCUCCAGGCGUGGGGCUCGUGCCCGCCGCUGCCUGCGCGCACCGCGCCUCCGCUCGCUUCCCCCCACCCCGCCGGCGCCUGCCAACGCUUCCCCCUCCUCCCCUCCUCCUCCUCCGCCCAUCACCGCCACUACGAACGCCUUCGCCUCCUUCUACUCCUCGCGCCGCCGCCGCUGCUCCUCGCGCUUCUUUCUCUCGGCUUCCACCAGCCCUUCGCUCGCCGCUCGCCUGGCUGCUGCAGUCUCUCUCUCUCUCUCUCUCUCUCUCUCUCUCUCUCUCUCUCUCUCUCUCUCUCUCUCUCUCAAGUUUCCUAUCUCCUCAAGAUCAGGGCAAAAGGAGGAAAACACCCAAUUCCGCUGGCUGUUUCAGAGUGGCAAUGAAGACGAAAUUGAACAUGUACAAUAUGCAGUUGCUACUUCUCGUUUUCUUGAUGUGGGACCCAGCCAGGUUGGUGCUGGCUAACAUCCAAGAAGAUGAGGCUAAAAAUAACAUUACCAUCUUCACAAGAAUUCUAGACAGACUUCUGGAUGGUUACGAUAAUCGUCUUAGACCAGGACUGGGAGACAGUAUUACCGAAGUCUUCACUAACAUCUAUGUGACCAGUUUUGGCCCUGUCUCAGAUACAGAUAUGGAAUAUACAAUAGAUGUUUUCUUUCGACAAAAGUGGAAAGAUGAACGGUUAAAAUUUAAAGGUCCUAUGAACAUCCUUCGACUUAACAACUUAAUGGCUAGCAAAAUUUGGACUCCAGACACCUUCUUUCACAAUGGGAAAAAAUCGGUAGCUCAUAAUAUGACAAUGCCAAAUAAGCUUCUUCGAAUCCAAGAUGAUGGCACUCUGCUAUACACAAUGAGGUAUGAUUUUAGGAUUCGUGUAACCACUGUUCUAACCAUGACGACUCUGAGCAUCAGCGCCCGGAAUUCUCUCCCCAAAGUGGCUUAUGCAACUGCCAUGGACUGGUUCAUUGCCGUUUGUUAUGCAUUUGUGUUCUCUGCCCUAAUUGAAUUUGCAACUGUUAAUUACUUCACCAAAAGAGGAUGGGCUUGGGAUGGGAAGAGUGUAGUAAAUGACAAGAAAAAAGAGAAAUCCUCUGUCAUGAUACAGAACAACGCCUACGCAGUGGCUGUUGCCAAUUAUGCCCCGAAUCUUUCCAAAGACCCCGUUCUUUCCACCAUCUCUAAGAGCGCCACCACACCGGAACCCAACAAGAAGCCGGAAAACAAGCCAGCUGAAGCCAAGAAGACCUUCAACAGUGUUAGCAAAAUUGACAGAAUGUCGAGAAUAGUUUUCCCAGUUUUGUUCGGUACAUUUAAUUUAGUUUACUGGGCGACAUAUUUAAACAGGGAACCUGUAUUAGGGGUCAGUCCUUGAAAGUAGACACAGGCUAACUUUGGGAUGGAUGGUGACAUUGAGCUUGGUUUGUUUUGCUAUGUACAGUCUGACUAAUAACUGCUAAUUUGUGAACCAACCUGUACAGUAUGUAUAUAGCGAUAUAGCUUACCAGUACACCUCUAAUGGAGACACGCAUUUGCUAACUCGUGGAACCGCAAGCAGAAAGCACCCCACACCCAAAUCUUUUUUAAGAUGUACCCUAGGAACUGGUUGAAGGUGAGUGUCAGAUGACCUGACUUACUUCCUCUUUUAAUAGCAAUGAAAAUGGGGAUCCUAUGCCACAUUUUGUGAACUCUUUUGAUUUAGGUCUUAAUUGGAGUAUUUUCUACUGUUGUCUAACUCUAAUGUAAGAUAACAUUGUCAUUCCGAGAUAAAUUCUUCUAAAUAACAGAACCUGGUAUCUGCAAACAUCAGUCCCCCUUCCUGAGUGCUCAGAAUCCCUCCUAGCAUAAUUGGAAGCUUAGCACACAUCUGGAGAAAAACUUCGAGAUUUGACAUCAGCUUUUAAUUACUCUGUAUAGUAUCUAUAGCCAUGUACAUAUUACAGCAUGACAAAUUCAAAUAAUUGCGAGUAGCCCCUGACAGGAUGUUAAUUAUACCUAGAAUUUAAUAACUAUCUGAAUGUCAUGGUCAUUGCGUUUUAGCAUCAGCUUAUUUCAAAGUAAUAAAUGAAACCCAACAGAUCAUUUUAAUCACUGGAAACUACCUUAAAUUAAAAAAAGGUAAAACUAAAUGUGUCUUACUCUUCCCAGGUAUGAGUUGUAUUGACAUUGAUCAGCUAAAUUUUCUUGGUGCUGGAGACUGGAAAAAGCAUCCAAUUUGGCUGCUGUGGAGCAACAUUCAUAUUGGAUUAGAAAAUUGUGCCAAAAACUCCCACCAAUGAGGAUUCAUAGGUGUCACAGAAUAUAGACGAGCACUUAUAUGAUUCUCUUCUUUCCUGUUUACUGCGAAUUCUGCCUUAAGGCUUCUUUUCAUCAGGACUCAGAAGCCACUAAUUACAAAGGAAAGAGCAGUUAAUUGGCACAUUUUUCUGUCUUGGAAGCAGUCCUUUCAGAUAAGAAUUAAUGUAAAUCUGCUUUUGUAAAUUGCAACUUUAGAUUUCACUGACUCAAAUUUACAACCAGAAGAGGUUUUGGUAAGAGUUGAACAUUUUUAAACUGAAACUUCAAAGCAUUACCAACAGAUUGUGAAUUAAUUCAUAUGCACAAACAUAACAGACACACACACACACACACAUACACACACACACACACACACAAUUAGCUAAAUUAGAAUACA